Exophiala oligosperma is the source of this 727-nucleotide messenger RNA. RefSeq lists its product as uncharacterized. The coding region runs from base 89 to 334 and encodes 81 amino acids. The transcript is spliced from 2 exons. The record is from RefSeq and is a predicted model, not a curated record. Lineage: Eukaryota; Fungi; Ascomycota; Eurotiomycetes; Chaetothyriales; Herpotrichiellaceae.
CUCGACCACACCGUUCGACAACGCAGGCCAUCAUCAUUGCAACCCCUUCCACCUAUAAUCCUGCCCUUGAAAUUAGACACCCGCAGACAUGGGUGGCGGCGGCAAGAUACCGUAUCCGAAGCACGUCUGGUCACCUGCUGGUGGCUGGUAUGCGCAACCUCACAAUUGGAAGUCGAACACGAUGAUCUUCGGCGCGGCCAUUGCAGCUGUUGUCUUCGUUGCCUUCAGCGCCUCAGCGAACAGGGAAUACAGAAAUAAGAUGCCAGAGAAGACCGGCUUCUUCCCCAGCAGAAAUUGGAGCAAACAGAUCAUCGAGCACGACAAAGCCAGAUAGUAUCCGGGUUCGAACGAACGCAAUGACCUUCAAUUAAAAGAAAAACACCAACAUCAAGGCCUUUAGCAUCAACUUGUACAUACUCAUUCAUACUAUAUCGAGCGAUAUUGAAUCAGGGUGAGGGGACGGGAAGUGUCCAAAUUCAGGGGGGAUAUCACUUUUAGGAAGACGGAAGAGCGAAAGAGCUUCAUGCUCGCAUCUGGACACUAGAGUCAACCUCUUCAUGCUGAGAAGACAAAAGGCUUGACCAGAAUCAGCCGAGUGAGGAUCCGAUUUGAUACGCACAAAGUCAAAGACAUAUCCAAAAACACUAGUUCAAGGACGAUAUUGUUAUCAAGGUUUUAUCGAUUGCCAUUGUUUGAGCUGGUCAGCUAUAUAAGAUUUCUCUCGUGC